AUGAACAAUGCGACGUUACAAAUACGAAAACUCCUUGCAGAAGGCAUGCACGCCUUCUACCUCCUACCCUCAUCGCAUCAACACACAGAUCUACAACGCGUCCCCACGCGCGUUCCAAUCCUCACAUUCCAAAGCGCCAUGGCAAUUCUACAAACCCUAUCCAGUCUCCUACUUCUCCACCAUGCACUAGGAGCAACAGCAGCCCAGGAUGACCUCCACUAUGUCAAUCCUCUAAUCGGGUCAACAAAUGGCGGCAACGUCUUCACAGGCGCAAGCCUGCCGUACGGCAUGGCCAAACCCGUCGCCGACGUCGACGGCCAGAACACAGGCGGCUUCUCGACUGACGGUAGCAAUGUCACUGGCUUCUCGCACAUGCACGACAGUGGUACAGGUGGGAACCCUUCUAUGGGUAAUUUCCCAUUGUUUCCUCAGUACUGCAAGGACAAUCUUGUGGAUAAUUGCAAGUUUCCCAAGUCUGCACGCGCUACCCACUACAAGAAUGAUUCGGUAGUUGCCGUGCCAGGGUACUUUGCCUUAACGCUUGAGAGCGGUAUUCGAGCUGAGAUGACGGCUGCGCAACAUGCGGCGCUGUACCGUUUUGUUUUUCCGGGAGGGAAGGCCGCUGAUGGGAGUGAUUUAAAUCCUUUGAUAUCUUUGGAUUUGACAGAUCUAUGGGACAGUCGGCAGAAUGCUUCGAUUAGUCUUGAUGCUGGUAGCGGUUGGAUGAAGGGCAAUGGGACUUUCUUGCCGAGUUUCGGAGCUGGCUCUUACCAGUCUUACUUUUGUGCUGAGUUUGUUGGCGCUGAUGUUAAGGAUAGUGGGAUUUGGGUCAAUGAUCGAGCUGGGUCGGUGCAGCAACUAUUUGUCACUCGUGGUUUUAACAACUUUUAUCUUCAAGCUGGAGGCUAUAUGAUCCUUGAUCCUCCCCAUGAUAAGACCGUGACUGUGAGAGUCGGUGUUAGUUUUAUCAGUACGGAGCAGGCCUGCAAGAAUGCCGAAGCAGAAAUCCCAGAGCCGCAAAGUGCGUUUGAUUCUCUGCGCAAACAAGCUGAGGCAGCGUGGAGUCAGAAGCUCAGUCCUAUUAAGGUCACUUCGGGUGGUGUCAGCCAUGACAUGCUAAGCGCCUUCUGGAGCGGUGUCUACCGGACUAUGCUAUCACCCCAGGAUCUGACAGGAGAGAACCCACUAUGGAAAAGCGACGAACCCUACUUUGACUCUUUCUACUGCCUUUGGGAUGCCUUCCGAGCGCAGCAUCCAUUUCUCACCAUUAUUGACCCCCAAACACAGUCAAAGAUGGUCCGCAGCUUGCUGGACACUUUCAAGCAUGAAGGAUGGCUACCCGAUUGCCGCAUGAGUCUGUGCAAAGGCUGGACACAGGGUGGCUCCAAUGCUGACGUUGUUUUGGCUGAUGCCUACGUCAAAAACCUUACUGGAAUUGACUGGGAGCUUGCCUAUAAAGCAAUGAUCAACGAUGCAGAAAACGAGCCGCUUGAGUGGUCGUACGAAGGACGUGGUGGUCUCCAGAGCUGGAAACAUCUUAGCUAUAUCCCGUACCUGGACUUCGACUAUAUUGGCUUUGGAACCAAUUCGCGAAGUAUCUCUCGGACAGUCGAGUACGCAUACAAUGACUACAGCUUGUCGGUGGUGGCUAAGGGCCUCGGUAAGACGGACUAUACCACCUACUUGGCGCGGUCUGGCAACUGGCAAAAUUUGUAUAAACAAGACCAAAUAUCAUUUCUUCAGAAUGGGACAGAUACUGGCUUUGUUGGCUUCUUCCAGCCGAAAUACAUCAACGGGACAUGGGGGUAUCAAGAUCCAAUUGCUUGCAGUGCUCUGGCGUCGUGGUGCUCUCUUACCUCGAACCCUUCAGAGACGUUUGAAUCUAGCAUCUGGGAAUAUCUAUUUUUCGUUCCUCAUGACAUGGCAAAGUUAAUCACGAUGGUCGGCGGCCCAGAGUCCUUCGUUUCUCGACUGGACUACUUCCAUACCUCAGGCCUGGCGGACAUGGGUAACGAACCUGUCUUCCUGACUGUGUAUGACUAUCACUACGCCGGACGGCCAGCUCUAUCCGCCAGCCGAGCCCACGCUUACAUCCCAUCUUCAUUCAACGCCACGCACAGCGGCCUACCCGGCAACGAUGACUCCGGUGCCAUGGGAUCAUUCCUAGCAUGGAGCAUGAUGGGCCUCUUCCCCAAUCCCGGUCAAAACGUCUACCUAAUCAUCCCUCCAUUCUUCGAGGCCAUCGCAAUCACUCACCCGGAGACAAACAAAACUGCCACAAUUCGCAAUAUCAACUUCGAUAAUACCUACAAAAACAUAUAUGUUCAGAGUGCCACGCUCAAUGGAAGACCCUACACCAAGAGCUGGAUUGGACAUGAGUUCUUCGCGCAGGGUAUGGCGCUUGAGCUGACGCUCGGGGGCAAGGAAAGUGACUGGGGUACACGCAAGGAGGACUUGCCUCCAAGUUUGAGCGACUCGGUCAUUGAGGUGAAGGGG
Messenger RNA from Penicillium soppii, 2496 nucleotides. RefSeq names its product GH92 family glycosyl hydrolase. Gene Ontology annotation, cellular component: nucleus; cytosol. The transcript has 2 exons. Gene Ontology annotation, molecular function: carbohydrate binding; peptide-N4-(N-acetyl-beta-glucosaminyl)asparagine amidase activity. The record is from RefSeq and is a predicted model, not a curated record. Gene Ontology annotation, biological process: carbohydrate metabolic process; glycoprotein catabolic process; protein deglycosylation. NCBI's taxonomy places the organism in Eukaryota, Fungi, Ascomycota, Eurotiomycetes, Eurotiales, Aspergillaceae. The annotation marks the transcript as partial.